This is a messenger RNA of Spea bombifrons (plains spadefoot toad), 1109 nucleotides long. It is a transcript of the gene IFT20, whose product is annotated as intraflagellar transport 20. The record is from RefSeq and is a predicted model, not a curated record. Gene Ontology annotation, biological process: centrosome localization; protein localization to cilium; intraciliary transport. Gene Ontology annotation, cellular component: intraciliary transport particle B; cilium; Golgi apparatus. NCBI's taxonomy places the organism in Eukaryota, Metazoa, Chordata, Amphibia, Anura, Pelobatidae. The transcript has 5 exons. Bases 151 to 549 code for a protein of 132 amino acids.
CGUUCGUAAACAGUAACCAGCGGUCUCCGUGGCAGCCGGAAUUCGCGACAGAGCGAGGCCCGAGCGGCUGGAUGAACAGAGGACCGAGCUCUGGGAUAGCGUCUGCCCGGAAGGUUUCAGCUUCGAAUAACUGGGUGAUUUUCCCGAGCGAUGGCGACAGACACGUUGUCAGAAGCUGGGCUACACUUCGAUGACCUGAACAAGCUGCGCAUCUUAGAUCCCGAAGUCCUGCAACAAACAACAGAACUGAAAGAUGAAUGUCGUGAUUUUGUAGACAAAGUUGGCCAUUUCCAGAAUACAGUGGGAGGAUUAAUCGAUCUUGUCGACCAGCUUGCUAAAGAAACAGAGACUGAAAAAAUGAAGGUUAUCGGUGCUCGGAAUUUACUAAAAUCCAUAACCAAACAAAGAGAAGCCAUGCAGCAGCAGCUACAAGCUUUAGUAGCAGAGAAGAAGAUGCAGCAGGAAAGAUAUCGUGUAGAAUAUGAAGCUUUAUGUAAAGUGCACGGCGAGCAAAAUGAAUUCAUUGACCAAUUUACCUUUCAGAAAUAACGGCGUACAAGACUCCAUCCCUCAGCUGAUCGCGGAUGUAUUUUUUUUACAGUGUUGUGGGUAUUUUUGGGAGGUGAACAAACAUUUCAUUCCAAUGUCAACCGGACAGAAUUUUGUAUGAUUUAUAUAGCUGUUAAAAGUUUUUUGUUUUUUUUUAAUAAUUUUAAGACAUCUCAAGCAAUGAUUUUUCCACACGGUAUGAGCUGUUUGUACGACGUCCCGUAAGCCAGAAGCCAUUUUUUUUGGCCUGUCGGCAAACCGAGUACUUUCUCCCCCUUGGUCCUCAAGCGCCCUUAUAACAUCUUCGCGUUUUGAUUGCCAGCAAACACAUUUUCAUAUAAAAAAAAAAAAAUCACAUUGACUAUUUUUAUGUGGAUACAUUUUUACACAUUUUAAUUAAAUUUCAAAUAAACUUUUAUUAUAAAUCAAGGCGCCAAAAUCUGGCGAGCGUGACGCAUUUGGUUCCCGAUGGGGUGUGUAUUCCUAAUCACAAUCGAGUGAAAAUGGAAUUUUAUCAUUUUAUACUUAUUUAGUCUAAUAAAAUAAUGCAGUGCAUGAUU